UAUGCAGCCGGUGAAAUUAACGGGGUUUCUCAAGUCAACCGGCAGGAGGCGCGCUGCCGCGGGUAGCUGCUACUUUAAGACAUGACGUAGACUGGACUUUUUGACACCAACGUGAGAGGGGCUAAAGCCACUAAUCUUCAAUACGAAAUUGAACAAAGUCGACCAUGAACAAUGUAGGACAUCGUGUGAGGUGCAGGCGGCCCACCGUGCCUCCUUUCUCCAACAGGACCCUGCACCACCCGUCUUUCCUGCCUGUGUACAUGGCUACAGAGUCACGCCAUCACACCGACUGUAACAACCAAACCGUCCAGCCCAUCAUCCCGGCGGAGUUCUUCUACACUGACCCCACCAUGAGCUGUGGGAGGAGGAUCCCCAACAAAGUGAGUGAGUUGAGGGUUUUCGAUUGCUUCCAGCUCAACACUCCGCCACCAGUUAUGUCCGCCUGCCCAGCUCCACCAACCCGCCCAGACCCAUUCAGAUCAGAAGCACACCCCACCAGGGAUCUGGGCAACCUCACCUUGAAAAGAAAAACUAUCCACCCUCCAGUGCAGUCAAGCCGUGUUAUCCUCCAGCUUACCCAGGAGGAGGACCAGGCCAUUACUAACCUCCUGAAACUGCACCACCAACAGCCUAUACAGAGUGAUAAGACCCUUGCUGCUCUGCAAAUGGUCUCUUCCAGUGUAGAGUUGAACCCCAUCUCAUUCCUUCACCCUGACCUAAUGGACUCCACUUCAGCUGAGGAAGUAUACAAACCCUUCUGUAGUGAUGAGCAGUAUUCACGGCAGCAGGGGAAGUCUUGGUCGGAUUUGGAGCUUGAGGCAGCUAACGCCCUCCUGAGUUGUUUGAUGGAGGAGGAAAUCUGGGGCCAAAACCACAGUAAAUCAGCAUUAACACUUUCUGACCCUUUGCUUUUCCAGCAUCACAAGGAUUCAUCAAUAAGAACUGAAACCCCAAAAGGAUCUGAGUCUUUCUCUGCAUUAACUGUUGAUUGUACCCAAAACAACACUGACCACAUUGGCUUUAGUUGUGCCAGGGACUAUAGGGAACCAGGCUGGGGGGGGUUUGGGUUUGUGAUGGGAAGGAGUGAUGUUCAUCUGCCUGUUUGUGAGUCUUCAAUGUCCUCAGACUCAAAGGCAAAAAACACAUCAGGUGCCUUUGGGAACUUUUUAGAAAUAAAGGAGCGUAUGCUCUCAGAUUCUGAGGGAGAUGCUGUGGAAGUACUCCUGAGCCUCAGGGACAUGGGAGCGUUGGAUACCAUGCAGUAAUUGUCUUAAACCUGAGGGUCUUGUCCCUGGGUGAGUUUGUAAGGGAUGUUACUAUCACUUUCUCAUUAUGGAAACAACUAGUUGAGGGUUCUUUGCACUAGUUGCUCUGAAAGCAAUUUUUUCUUAGGAUGAGAAGUUAAAAAUCUAUCAAGUAUUGCACGUUUGCCUUGUAAUUUCCUUACUAUUAUAUCAGUGUUUAAUAAAAAUGAUCAACAGUUGAGCCUUGCGCUAAAAAGACAGGUUUUUAUUAAAAGCACUACGCACAGUUUUUGAAAGAAAAUCCUCCCCACUCAUUAUUUAUAACAUAGUAAAUUUACAGCAUAUCCACAAAUGAGAUCCCAUCUUUACUGACGAGCUGCAGGGGGAGCUACAGUAUAAUUCCACAAUGGCUACUGACACAAGCGAACAAGCUAGUGGACAGCAUCUUAAUGGCAGUACAGCUCAGCACCCAUUUGCAUGCCUUUUCAAAACUCUUGGGCUUGAUAUGAUCCUGACUGAAGGCCUGGUGUGUAAUUCUGACUUUAUUCAAAGGCACUUCCUGAUUCCGUUCCGUUCUUUUUAAAUGUUAACACUGUUGGAUUUCUGUAAGUGUGUUUUUUUUUACAAGAUUCUUGUAUCAUAAACAUGUUAUCCUGUAUUUUGGCCACCUUUAGUAACAAGAUAGGCUGUUGUGCAUGGCAGGAAGAAAAGUAUUUAACUUGUGAUCAUGUGACUAUAACACCAGGCAUCUGUAGGAACACCUAACUCUUUUCUUUGCAGCAGGCAUGUAUUGGACAAUCUGGUAGAACAAUAGCUGGAAUGACUGGCAUUUCAAAUGUGCCACUUCAGAUUUUGCAGAGGUGUUAAUUAAGGGCUGCAUGCUCACAAUAGGUAAACUCUACAGCUGUAAUGCUCAAAGAUGUUGAUCUGUUAUUGAAUGCAUGCACAUUCCUAGUGUCAGUCGUAAUGAUCUACCGCAAGCUCCCAGCUGCACACUUGCGUAUUCAAGUAUGAUGAUUGCACGUUAUGUCUCAUGAUCUUCACCCUUCUCCUUUUAUCUUUCAUUUCCUGGUUGUUAGAAACUCACACUUCAUCUCAAAGUCCUUGAAUAGUCUUUGUACAGAGUUUAUUUCUGAAGAUAUUGUAUCCAUUCAU
This is a messenger RNA of Etheostoma spectabile (orangethroat darter), 2399 nucleotides long. RefSeq lists its product as uncharacterized. NCBI's taxonomy places the organism in Eukaryota, Metazoa, Chordata, Actinopteri, Perciformes, Percidae. Bases 165 to 1265 code for a protein of 366 amino acids. Gene Ontology annotation, biological process: regulation of DNA-templated transcription. The record is from RefSeq and is a predicted model, not a curated record. Gene Ontology annotation, cellular component: cytoplasm; nucleus. The transcript is spliced from 4 exons.